AUGCAUGCUGUUGUGUACCUCACUAUACUAAUUGUCUCGGUUAUAUUGUGGAUUUCCAUUCGUCCUCCAAAACUUAUUUACACAUUUUCAGAAAAAGCCCUAACAAGAAGCAAAGUCUCAAUUCUGCCAAAUUUCUACAACCGAAUUAAUACUUCUUCCAAAUACUCUCCAAGGGGUGCACCACCCUUUACACUAUUCUCCCCACAACUCCCAUCAGACGACGUCGUAUUAUCACUACUGCAGCUGCUUUUGCUCCCAAACGACGACGCUCGGCUCGACAUCGGAGUCGCCAGGAACUUCUCCUCCAUCUCCGCCGGUGCCGGCGGCGGCGCCGCCGCCUUCUCCCCGGCCUCGAGAUCCCCCUCCCCUUCUCCUCUCUCGUCCCUGUUCUCGAAGUGGCCGGAGAGCUUCCAGUAG
Molecule: messenger RNA, 417 nt
Organism: Striga asiatica
Lineage: Eukaryota; Viridiplantae; Streptophyta; Magnoliopsida; Lamiales; Orobanchaceae
Source: the annotation of a GenBank genome assembly